AUGGUGCUGCUCAACCUGGCCGGUGUAUCCCCUGAGGACGGCACGCUCGACGCGCUCGCGUCCGCCCUCCCCGGCGGCACAUCCCUGCGUGCCCGGGUGGCCGGCGGGGCAGGGGCGCCCGCGGGCGCUGACGAGCUGCUGAGGUGGCAGGGCGAGAUGGCGGCGUCCAACCCUGACGUCAUCUUCGACGCCCUCGACGACAUCGAGGCAGAGAACUGCGGCGCGGCGUGCCUGGCGGCCAGCCUGCGCGACGCGGCGCAGCGGCUGGGCGGGGACCUGGUGGCGGGGCCCGGCGGCGCGGCGGCCGCCUCGCUGCGCCUGCCGGGCGGCGGGGAGCUGCCGCUGGACCGCGGCGCCGGCCGCCUGUUUGGCUCCGAGCUGGCGGCGCUGCACGGCGCCAGGCUGGCGGCGCGGCGCGGCGGUGACGUGGCGGUCCACCACGCCACCCUGGUCGGCCUGCAGGCGCUGCGCGGCGACGCGGCCGCGGCCGGCGCGGGCGCGCUGGACGCGGCGGCGCGCGUGCUGGCGGGCGCGCUGGGGCGGCUGGCGGGCAGCGUGGCCGAGGCCUACGGCGAUGACGUGGUGUACCAGAUCACUCUGCUGGGGGACGCGCCCGGCAGCGGCCCGGGGCCCACUGACGGCGAGGGGUCCGCUGAGGGGCCCGACGGCGCCAACGAGUCGCUCGCGGCCUGGAAGCGCGCGGCGCGGCGCUCUCUCCUUGCUGCCCCCCGCGUGGCGUGGCGCAGCAUGGGGGAGUCUCUGGCUCAGAACGGCACCGCGGCUGACGCCAAGGCGUUUGCGUCCAAAGCCACCAGCUACGGCAUCACCCUGCUGCUGAUCUACGCCACGGGGGCCAUCCUGUACGCCAUGGUCAACAUGCCCUUCAAGCAGAUGCAUGGCGGCUUCGGCGGCGGCGGCUUCGGCGGCGGCGAUUUCGGCGGCAGCGGCGGUGGCGCGGGUGUGUCGUCUCGCGGCGGGUGGAGCCGCCUGGAGCUGUCUGUGCUGGGGCACACCUCCGGCGCCAGCCGGCUCAAGGGGGACUGA
This is a messenger RNA of Monoraphidium neglectum, 1044 nucleotides long. RefSeq lists its product as hypothetical. The record is from RefSeq and is a predicted model, not a curated record. Lineage: Eukaryota; Viridiplantae; Chlorophyta; Chlorophyceae; Sphaeropleales; Selenastraceae. Bases 1 to 1044 code for a protein of 347 amino acids. The transcript is spliced from 5 exons.